AUGGCUGCUGCAGAUGUUCUUUCAAAUAUACCAUCUUCGUUUAUCUAUGAAGAUUUAGUUUCUCAAGUCCAAGCCAUUCAAUAUCAAAUAAUCGAAAUGGAAAAUAGUAUUAAUAAUCAAUUGCAAAUAGACAAGAAAGUACAAAAUGAAUUGAAAUCUCGUUCAUUCACAUUUAUAGACCCAUAUGGAAAUCGAAUAACAAACAACUAUAUGGAUCAUGAAUCAAUUAGUAAAAUAAUUCAAGAUUUUAAGGCAACUUAUGUACCUAAAUAUCUUCAACAAUGGAUACAAAUUGGGACUAAAAAUGAUGAUAUUAUCUCGCUAUUGAGUGAAUCUCGAUUGAAAUCUACUGUAUCUCAAUAUGAGAAUGGUUAUGAAUUUGUUUCAUAUGGUGAAAUAUCUGUAUUUAUUGGAAAAGAUGAAGAUCGCUGCCCUCGAAGAAUUGUUGUAAAUAUUUUAUUAAUGGAUAAUAUUAAGAAAAUGAAAAUGAGAAUAAAACAACAACGACGAUUUCCCGAUUUGGAGUUAAGAUCAUGUAUUAUAGAUCCAAAUAAAAGACCAAAUAUAACAAAUUGGAAAGAAGGUGCGGUUUUAAAAUUAGAAGAAACUGUUAUGUCAAAUCAAUUGUAUCAAAAUAAUUGUGUCAUUUUGGCCAAAAUCAUUGAUAAUAAAUUUGAUAGUGAUAGCAGCUGUGAUUUUCAAAUAUUUAUGAAAACUCUUACUGCAAAAACUAUCACUCUAAGCGUGAAUUCCGAAAUGAAUGUAUUAUCUCUCCAAGAAUUGAUUCAAGAUGUUGAAGGUAUUCCUUGUGAUCUACAACGUCUUAUAUUUCAUGGAACGCAAUUAGAAAAAGGCAAAAUUCUUUCAGAUUAUCAUAUAGAACGUGAAAGUACAAUUCAUUUAGUGUUAAAACUACGAGGUGGAAUGUAUCAUUUUACAAGUGGUCGACAAGAUUUUCACAAAGUACCAUAUGAUAGUGCUAAUACUAUUCAAAAAGUUCUAAAAUUCAAGUUUAAAGAUAUGAAUCAUACUCAACAGUUAUCACCAUCUCAAUUACAAAAUUCUAUUUUACAAGCACAAACGAUUCUGUCUACUUUAUAUCGUAACAUUAAAGAGUUUUCUAUCUCCUCUGAUGUUCCAGAUUUGAAGAAUAUUAUUUUACCAAUAUCCAAUAAUAAUGACGAUAAUAGUAAUGAUGAUGAUGGAAAAUAG
Adineta steineri is the source of this 1212-nucleotide messenger RNA. The record is from the annotation of a GenBank genome assembly. NCBI's taxonomy places the organism in Eukaryota, Metazoa, Rotifera, Eurotatoria, Adinetida, Adinetidae.